This is a messenger RNA of Gongylonema pulchrum, 578 nucleotides long. The record is from the annotation of a GenBank genome assembly. NCBI's taxonomy places the organism in Eukaryota, Metazoa, Nematoda, Chromadorea, Rhabditida, Gongylonematidae.
ACUGUAUGACAGCACAUGUUCUUUUCGACGGUACUCUUUGCUAUCGACCACAGACUUAUUCCACUGGCAUAACGUUCCAGCUUCAGGUUCUCCUGCCACAUAAGGGUUCACUGAGGCCUAUCAUCCUUGGAGCCGGAGGUCGAUACGACACGUUGCUGGAAGAUGAGCGUCAUGCGCAGGAUCCCAUCCCUCCAAAUCCCUUGUGUGCAGUAGGAUGCGGUCUCUCACUGGACACUGUGGCUCAGCUUUGCUGUACAAAUACUCCAGAUUUCGAAUCGAUUUGGUGCCGGGCUUUAGUCUGUUCAACUUCGGAUCAGUUCCUGAAAACGACAGCCAGAUUGGUGCAACGAUUGUGGUCACGUGGAAUACAGGCUGAUGUUCUACACGAUCCGGUUUUUCCAGUGCGAAUGAUUGAGCUUAUGGAGCACUGUAACGAGAAGAAAAUCGAAUCCUUGCUAGUGGUGCAUGGUGACGAUGAGGUGCUUGUUCGAAUUGGUGGAGCUGAUCUGGGCAAAAUGAGCAUCGACGAGGUGUUGAGCAAAUUCGAGAAUCAGACCGGCAAGGCAACAUCAGCCGUG